UCAGGAUGAGGAAGUGGCGGCGGGUUUCCUGCUGCUGCUUUUUUUCGUCACAAGUUGAAGUUUAGCGUGUGUGGAGCCGGCAGCGGGAGUCACAACAAACAAACCAGCGCAUGGGAGGAGUGCGGCCACUCAACCAUCCGCCAAUAAAGCCACCGCUUGAUUAUCCAGAAUUGAUAAAAGGCCCUUAGGAGCCACGGGGCCUAGUUACACAGGCAGCAACAGAGCCUGGAGCCAGAGUGAAGUCGCUCGGCCGCUUGCGGAGGAACUUUUUGUCCGCACCUUUGGACUUUCGCGUCUGGGAAGAGGCUGAGCACAAGGGCACGGCAGUGAAAAACAAAGGGUGUUUUAGAGCUAAGAAAGAGGAAGUGACUCCCUUUGCUCAGAAACUCCGAGGGGCAAAAGGCUGGAACUUGCCAGAAGUUUUUCUGUUUCAUCGUGCCUUUUGUCUUUUUAAAAGUAGGAGGGAGAGAAUAGGCCGUUAACUGGGGAAUUAAAGGUUCCCCUCCGCCCUCUUAUUUUAAAACCAUUUGACUGUAAUAUUGGAAGGGAAGAUGCUCCCCCUGAAGAAGUAUUUCACAGAGGGGCUCAUCCAGUUCACCAUCCUCCUGAGUCUGAUGGGGGUCCGGGUGGACAUUGACUCAUAUUUGAAUGCUCAGCUCCCUCCAUUCCGUGAGAUUAUCCUGGGCCAGAGCUCGGCUUACACCCAGACUCAGUUCCACAACUGGAGGAACACGCUGGACGGCUACGACCUUCACCCCAAGAGCGUGGACCUGGACUAUUACUUCACGGCCAGGAGGCUGUUGAACGAUGUGAGGGGCCUGGACAGGCUGCUGGUACCCAGCACCGAGCUCAGCGCUUGGCUGGUGCAUAGCAGCAGCGGCGGCGGCAGCAGGGAAGCGGACAGCUCGGUGAUCGCCUCGCAGCCCAACCUGCCCUUGGACAACCCAAGCGGGGUGAACGAGGUGACGGAUCCGGAGGGCAGCAGCAGAGACAAUGUCUCCUCCGAACAGGGCGAGGAGAACUUGGGGGCUGUAGGAUUGCCAAUGAGUAGCGAGUUAACCAAGGAGGACAUUGAUCUAAUUGAUAUCCUGUGGAGGCAAGACAUAGAUCUGGGCGCUGGGAGAGAGGUUUUCGACUACAAUUACAGACAGAAGGAGAACGAGCAAGAGGAGGAACAGAGCGAGAAGAAUGAAGAGAAAGAUGGAAAUGGGAGGAGUGGAUUGCUGCAGGGGCCUGUUCAAGUGGAUGGGGAGACGGGAGAAAGCGUUCCCAAUCAGGUGCCGGAGUUGGCGGAGCAGACGGCACCUUCCUUCGAGGAGUGCUUGAGGCUUCUGGAUGAAACAUUUUCUUUUGGGGAGGAUUCUGAGUUUCCAGCAGCGGUAUCCUCAGUGCUGAAUGAGGCUUUAGACAAUGCUCUGCCCAGCACCAGCGACAGCCUGACUGCAGGCUCACAGAUGACCCUUCUUCCACCUCUCUUGAGGCCAGAGACUCCUUUAGACUUAGAACAACAGUGGCAGGACCUCUUGUCCCUCAUGGAGCUACAGGAUAUGGAAGUGACCAACAGUGUAACAUCAUCAUACAAUAAUGACUCUGGAAAUGGCAGUGCUGAUGUGCCCACAAACUACAACCAAACUCCAGCCACAGCAAUCAAUCAAGAUGUAAGUCUCCACGAUGCCACUCUGCCUCCAUGUAGCCAGGACUUCCCAUCAUUCUUUAAUCCAAAUUUGGAGAACCCUUCUGUGGAAAGCAGUCCCAGACUCCAGCGACUGGCAUCCACCAAUUCCACCAACUUUGAUGCCACCUUUGGUUCCACCAACUUCACAGGGAUGUUUUUCCCUCCUCAGAUUAAUGGAACCAGCAAUGAGACUUCUGGCUCCAGCUUGCCUGACCCUCUAUCUAGCCUACUGGAUGAGGCAAUGUUUGAUGAGAUCAGCUUGAUGGACCUGGCCAUGGAAGAAGGUUUUGGUCCGAUGGUAGCCUCGCAGAUUGAGGAGGAGCUGGACUCUGAUUCUGGCCUCUCUCUUGAUUCAAGCCACAGCCCUGCUUCUCCGAGCAGCUCUGAAUCCUCAUCCUCUUCCUCCUCCUCUUUCUACCAGGAAGGGGCAGUUGGAUAUAGCACUGAUUCGGAAGCUGCGGACUCCGAAGAGCCCGAGAGGGAGGGUGCAGUGGGAGGCUAUCAGCCAGAGUACAGCAAGUUCUGCCGAAUGAGUUACCAGAAUCCCAGCUAUUUCCACUCGCUGCCUUACUUGGAUCAAGUCAACCACAACCAUACUUACAACCUGCCCCCUGGGGCUUCUGUCUCCAGUCAACAAUAUCACCCCAGCCCUGGAAAGAAAGCAGUAAUAAAGGAAACCCAUUCCAGUCGCAUGGAUAUACAUCUGGGCCGGGAUGAGCGCAGGGCCAGGGCACUAAAGAUCCCAUUCUCCAAUGACAAGAUCAUCAACUCACCAGUCGACGAGUUUAACGAGCUCCUGUCCAAGUAUCAGCUCACUGAAGCCCAGCUGACCCUCAUCCGUGACAUUAGGCGCCGUGGGAAAAACAAACUAGCAGCCCAGAACUGCCGUAAGAGGAAGCUAGACACCAUUCUGAACCUGGAUCAUGAUGUGGAUCACCUGAAGAAGCAGAAGGCCAGGCUGCUAAAGGAGAAAGUGGAAUUUGUCAAGUCCUUGCGCCAGAUGAAGCAGAAACUGCAGGAGCUUUACCAGCAGGUCUUUGACCGCCUGAGGGACGAGGAGGGAAGGCCUUACUGUCCAAGCCAGUACUCCCUCCAGUACACAAACGAUGGCAGUGUGCUGGUUAUGCCUCGGGCCCUAAUCUCUCAGCAAGGAAAAUCAGACAAGAAGAAGAACAAUAAGAAGAAGUGAAAUCCAUGGCCAGCCCUGGUGUCUGGCUUUGAACUGAACUAAAGAAAGGAACUCAGCGAGAGGCAGCGCCUCCAGAAAGCUGCCGCUGACUUUUACAAAUAGACAACUGACAAUUCGCACCUUCUUGUAUUUGAAAAUAUCUCGCAAAUCUGACAGCUGCAGGUCAGUUAGGAUGGAACAGUAUCCCAGGAGGGUCGGUGACAGAGCUUUAUGUAUUGAGUUGGUAGUUUGCUUUUGACCACAGCUUGAGAAUCAAUAAGUGUCUUUGCGCUCCUGUUGUGUCCCUUGGGAAGAAUAGGUGUGUACGCUUAUGUGCCUGCUUAGAGGGAGGGGUGAAAGAGUUCUGGAUGUAGCAACUGAAAGGAAAUUUUCUCUCUCUCUCUAAUCGAGACACCCUGGUUGUGGGUAACAAACUACUCAGCAAAACAAAUGAGGAUUAAAAAUAAUUCCCACUCCUCCACAGUUUACAUACAUAAACCAGAAGCUAUGUGUUCAGUUGUUACUUGAAUAUUUCCCUUUUUUUUUAAAAUCUAAGGACUUGAUGUGUGAACUAAGGGCGUUUGUUCACAGGCAAUUUUUUAUUUAAAAGUUUUAACUUCUAAAUAAAUCGGCUGCAGACAUUUUGAAAUCUAGAUGGUAAAAGUAACUGAUAGAGGUGGCUUGGAUAAAGUACAGUUGUGGGAAGAGUAUUUCCUUUCAGAGGCACUGUGCUGCUAUGAGAGUCUUGGGCCUGCCAUCCUGAGUAUGACCUUGCUCCGCAGGGAUUCAUUUUUGCCAAGUGCUAAAUCUCUAGCAGGGUUUGAAGAGGCAAUCUACUUGGAGUCCUUGCCCCGAUGGCUCUAUUUAUUAAGUGCAGAAGUCAAGCCUUGCAAGUUUAGUUUUAUUUCUGUUAUACAGUCUGAUCAUUUGGGGACUAAGGAGUGUUUUUAAUUUUUGUUCAUUGCCUUGCACUCCACACACACCGAGGGGCAGCUGAGCAGAAAUACCUGUUUAACUCCUUUCGCUUAGUUAGGAGGAGGCUGUUUCAGAACUCGAAUUGAGGUGGGGGCCCAGGUGAUUGUUGCCAUAUUUGCCUGUCAGCUAGGCCCCCCUUCCAUGACCCCUCAGUUCAGCCUGUCUGAGACAGGAUAACUGACCAUUGGGACUUGAGACCUAAAGCUGCUGGAUGCUUGCGAAUGCAUGGUGCUGCUAAGGUACAGGUUAUUUAACUUAUCAAAGAACAAGACAGGAAUACUGUGAACAGAAGACCAUGUGGUCGCUGGAAUUACAAUGUGUGAUGUACUAAGAAUGAUGAAUUUAUUUGUUGUCGCCUUCCUCCUUUAGCAUUCUUCCCAACACCAGGUAUUUUCUGGUGGUGAGGGGGUUGUGUGGAAAGGGGAAGGAAGAGGCAUUAGCUGGGGGUGAGUGGGGGAAGAGAGCCUAUUCCUAGGCUUUUCUCAAUGACACUAUAAAUUGGUGAUGUCAAGGAGCAUUAUAGGCUGUCCUUCGCUUUCCCCAGUUAGUUACGGCUGAAAUUUGGAGAUCUUUGUGUUGCGGGAGACUGUACUGUUUCCCCUCUCUCCUUUACUCAGUGUGCUGUGAUUUAUUGGGGAGGUAGUGGCUGUCUCAAGUUCCCCAUUUGUGUACCAAAUGUGUUGACCGUGAGUGCAGCUCUCCUUUUUAUGGAUUCUAGGUGCAUCAGGUAAUCCGCUGCUAGGCCACUGUGUGGUGUGUGCCUGUAAAUCCUGACUUUGUCAGCUUUCCUUUAUUUUUGUGUAUGCAGGGACCCUUGCCCCUGCUAUGACCAGGUUGUCACCACAUGGGGAUCUACAAGUGUGAAGCAGCCCUCAGAUUCCCUGCCCCAUUCAAUAUUUAAGAUAAGGAUUUGUGUCACAAUGUGUCUUUGAAAUGUGCUAUAUUGGGUUUAGAGUUGUGGGGGGAGGUGCCGUGGAUGGAUUUCUAGACUAGAUUAGCUCUAAUGCAGCAAUCAGUUAGUUUCUUCACUUGGUUAGUGCAGAUUUUAGAAACUUACAAAGGAAACUCAAUAGCAAGAAUGCUUGGCAGUUGCAUUUUUCCUUCCUGAUUUUAUAUCCUGGCAAUUGGAGUCUGAUCUGUCUGAAUACUAACCUCAUUCAAGUCGAAAAGCGCUGCUGUUUUAAUAGAGGGCAAAAUAAAUGGAUUAACAUCUCUAAUGGAAGAGGCACUCUACGAACGAAAGUAGGUGUUCAGACAGCUUCCAGGUUCAUCACAGAAACCAGGCAAUCUGAAUGCAGUUCAAUCUGCGGUUAUUAUUCAAAUAAUGCAGGGAGGAAUUGUUGCUUUGCAGAGUGAAAACCUUUUAUACUUUUGAUCAUAAACUGUGUGAUAUCAAACUAACUAGCUCAGGGCUGUAACAUGAUAGUGAUCCAGAGGAUGCAGAAAAAAAAGCUUGGUUUCCAAAAUGAAGUGUUUCCUGUUGGUAAUCUCCAGUUUCUUGAUUGGGAAUGGAGAUGAGGUAAGAUGGAGGAGAGGUUCAUUUAUAACGAAAGGAUGCUGAGUCCAGCAGGAUAUGUGCACGGAUUUGGUGGGAUGUUCUCUGGUUUUGGUUGCAUGGCUGACUUGAUUUCUCCCAUCCCACACCUCUGAAGAUGACUUGGUUCUAGUGCUGAUGUUGAAUGAACCCUGCAUUCUGUGACCAUUCUGAUUGACAGUGGAUAGUGUGGAGAUUUUUAGGAACUGGCUUUUGGCUGCAGCUCAUGUUAUUCGUACUCCAGAUAGAGGCUACAACUCCAUGUACAUUGGCUGUUGAUGCACCUACGCUCCAGUAUUGACUAAGAGCCAUUAUUAUAGUCUCACUGGCCCUGCCACUUCUGCAUGGCAUGUUGGGUUGUGAUGCAAUAAUCAUCCGAGACACUCUGCCAUUUUCAGGUAUCUGAGGUUCUGGAUGUCAAGAUUCAGCUCCUCCUCCCACUUUGCCAAGACUAACAGGUAACUAGCAAGAAAGGAGACUUGUGACAGGCAGAAGUUAACAAAUAUAAUCAUCCUCCAGCUGAUUUCACCACUUAUUAGUUUCCAGUGAUGUCAAGAAAUGACGACUAGUCUUGGGUCAGGAGUCGCUGCAGUUUUCCAUUGUCUUGUGUUAGCUUACUCCAUGUUAAGUGUGUAGCAUUUCCAAGAUGCAUAACCUUCCCUUCAUUAGUGUCUGUGUAUAAAGAUAACUUAAGUGAAUAGAUUUGAAGUCAUAACCAUUAUCAAUUUAUCUACAGGGAAACAUCUUUCUUGAGUGUAAAUUUGCAAUUUUAAUUGUGAAGCUAAUUUCAAGUGUUCUCUUAGUUAUUGACUAAGACGCAUUGCACCAAGUGCUCAGUCCUUCAGCCCCUGAUUCUGAUCCUGGUGGUCAGAAUGUGAUUGUCAGGGAUGGGAUGGGAUGGUUUCUGAUAAUCCUGAGCUGUCUGUAGUGCUGCAGUUUAAAGAAAGCAGCUUCACCUGAACAGUUCAUUGCAGGGACCUUUUUAAUCGGACUUGGGCUCCCUCUGCUGCUGCUAUUUUAAAUUUUACACAAACUGCAUUUUUUUUCCUUGCCCGAAGGCAAUUUUAUGAUUCACAGGAACCCUCAAUUAACUUGAAGUGACUUAUUUAUUUAGAUCAGCUCCGACAGGGGAAACUGGUUCUGACUGUCUGGGAGAGGAAACUGAGCUGGACCAUGUCAAGCAGGAAUUGGCAAUGCAAUCCCAAGUUGGAGUUCUGCUUUCCCACAUCCUCUUCCUGCCUGAUGCAUUGCACAGCCUUCACUGCUAGCAGGCUGGUAUAAGACUGAGUGGAGCACAAGUUAAAAUCCCUGCUGCAAUUUAUGGGAUUACGUAGAAUUACAUGGAAUGUAACAGCAUUGAAACUGGUCCAUGCCAGUGUUUAUGCACCAAUGUCCUUCCAUUCCCCUUUCAUCUCAUCCUAUCAUAUCCUUCAAUUCCUUUCUUCCUUGUGUGUUUAUCUAGCUGCCCCUUAAAAGCAUCUGUUAGUAAGACAAGUCGCAAAACUCAUGAACUUUAAUAAACUUAAAUAAAGCUAAUGUGGGAGUUGCUAAGUUUUGUAUAAGACUUCCUAUAGUUUGUGACUGUUCAGUGUCGGGCUUUCCAUGAAGGUGGGUGAGUUCAUUUUGGGACAGCAAAGUUUGCAUUACAUUGACUGUUUCUAGCUCUUUCUAGUGGAAAAGUAGUUGGUGGGCAGGCAAAUCCUCAGGGGGUUCCUACAAACGGGCUGCACAAAGCUCAAAUUUCUAAAGAAUGAGCAGGUCCAGUACCUGGGGAGAUGGAGACAAGCCAACAACCAUGUUGCUGUGUUCGGUCUGCCUGCAUACUGGCCUGCGUUCCUAAACACUGCUAACAUUUAUUUUCCCUGCACUCUCAGCAGAUUUCUAACUCUUAGACAUGUUCCCACUCACUCAAAAAUGAAACAAUCAAGGUUCUGAAUGCACCAAAUUGUAUGCAUGAGCUCCUGAUCUGGCAGGUGUGUGCAAGCCUGCCUGUUGAAUUAGGACAUUCUCUCUGAUUGUACAAUUUCAAGGUUCCAUGCUCAGGAACAACACUGGUCCACCAUCGUUCCCAGGUGCUGAUUGCCAAGGGAUGGGCAGUUUCUAGAAACAAAUCAUGGUUAAAGCUGACUCUGCAUUUCUGGUUAGUUCUAAUGGCACUUCAUAACAUUUGCUCCAAAGAGGUUACUGAACAGCUUCAUUCUCCCAGCUGUGCAAGAGAUUGUUUCCUUCACCUGUGUAUACACCUAUACCAGCUGUUGCAGACUAACCAGUAAUCUCUCCUGUUUUUUUUUUGGUUUUUGUGCUUAUUUAUGUUAAGUUAUGGAUGAUGGAGUGUUUCUCCUAUUUUAUUGUUUUAGUUUCCUGUCAGAUUUGUGCAGAUAUAAUGUUGCCUAUAAACAAAUGUCUUGAUUUUUUUUCUUGGCUUGGCAGGGAAUAUCUCUCUCAAAUCUGUAUAUUUUUCUUUACAUGGAAACUUGCAGCAAACCAGGAUUGUUUGGGGAGGGAAAUUCAAUAAAUUAGUUCUAUUUUCA
Carcharodon carcharias (great white shark) is the source of this 7883-nucleotide messenger RNA. It is a transcript of the gene nfe2l1b, whose product is annotated as nuclear factor, erythroid 2-like 1b. The record is from RefSeq and is a predicted model, not a curated record. The coding region runs from base 552 to 2864 and encodes 770 amino acids. NCBI's taxonomy places the organism in Eukaryota, Metazoa, Chordata, Chondrichthyes, Lamniformes, Lamnidae. Gene Ontology annotation, cellular component: nucleus. The transcript is spliced from 5 exons. Gene Ontology annotation, biological process: regulation of transcription by RNA polymerase II. Gene Ontology annotation, molecular function: RNA polymerase II cis-regulatory region sequence-specific DNA binding; DNA-binding transcription factor activity, RNA polymerase II-specific.